GCGGCGGCGAUCGUCGCAACGAACCUUCAAAAAGUCGCCGACGAGAAGAACACAGCGACAAAAGCGGUUCGUCCUCUUUGUCUUCACUAUUCAGAUUCAGAUCUGAUCAUGGUCCCUCCUCCUUCGGCGUUUUCUCUCAUCAUUGGAGCUUCGAAUCGUAAGAUCCAAAGAAGAGAGCCGAGCUGCACAAAUUAGAAGCCUGUUCUGUAUGCUUCGUGCCGCGUGAUGUGUUAAAAUAGAUCCUAUUUUGCCCGGCAAUCCACACACUGGUUAGACUCUGUAUGAACGGAUCAGCCAGAACUCAUUUCAUCUACCUCGGGAUCAUUUCGCAUUUUCAGCUGCAGCCACACCACGCAAGAAGGAAAUGGUUCUGUGACGGUUCUGUCGAGUAGCUGUAAAACUGCUCUUGCCGCGCCCCGAUCUCUGCCUCAAUUGAAUGAAAAGGCAGAGCAAAAGAAACAAACACAUAUCUUGGAGAUGAUGGCAAGGUUGGUCGCACAUAGAACACGAGGAUUUCAAUGAUUCUGUAACGAGAAAAGAGACCAGAUUUGUUUGUGCAAAUUGAUGUGACAUACGCUAUAUACAGUGUUAAUUCGUCGCAUUUCGUCACGGAACAUGCAAUGAUUCUUAUAAUGACCAAUCUCCCACGUUAUGCCCGCUCACCUCAUGGACAUGAAUCUCUAGGACAUAUUCCUCCUUGAUUUAGGAGAAGAAGAUUAUGGUACGAACACUUCAUAUGCUUCGUUAAGAUCGCAAGACAAAAAAUAAGAUGAUAAAUGACGAUUUCUUUUGUCCUGAUUAUGUGAUUGGGAAUUAUAUUGUAUUGUACUAUGAUCUACGCUUGGAAGACGCUACAAUUCUUGCAAUUCCCGUCAUGACUAUGUAGAACCCCCCCUUAAACAAAACCUAUAAGCCUUGGUUACAAUCUGUGCUUUAAUGGGGAAUCCGGAUAGCUCUUUCGGAGACACCAAAUUGAUCGUCCUCCUAAUCGGGGUGGCGUCGGCCGCACUCGUCAUGACGAUCUACCAUUGCAUAUCCGUCGGCUGGUGCCGUCAACGCCCUGGCAACAACCGGCCUCAGCGGCUACGGGAGGCCUUCGAGACACCGAGCAGCAUCGAGAACUUGACCAUUCACCUGGUUCCGGCCCACAAGUAUCAGAAAGGUGACGAGGUAGUGGGCGAGGAUGAGUUGUGCGCGAUAUGCUUGAGCGAAUUCGAAGAGGGAGAGGAGCUGCGCACCUUGCCGGAGUGCCUGCACUCGUUCCACGCGCCGUGCAUCGACAUGUGGCUGUACUCGCACACGAGCUGCCCGAUGUGCCGCUCCGACGCCACCCCGUCACCGCAAAUAAUCCCAAUGAGGAGGCUCGGCUCGGCCGGCAGCGAGGAGGUGGAUGAAGAGGUCGCUGUUACAUUGGAAGGCAUCGUCGUACAAUCUCAUCAAGUAUUGUGAAAUUGCCUCUACUGCUUUCUUUGUUUUACUCGAAGAGAACUACAAUUUCAUUGCAUGAAAUGGAGUAGAGAAAAGAAGCAAGAAGCACCAAUUUUCUAAACAAGCGCAAUCCAUA
Rhodamnia argentea is the source of this 1564-nucleotide messenger RNA. RefSeq names its product RING-H2 finger protein ATL52-like. Gene Ontology annotation, biological process: protein ubiquitination. The transcript is spliced from 2 exons. The record is from RefSeq and is a predicted model, not a curated record. Lineage: Eukaryota; Viridiplantae; Streptophyta; Magnoliopsida; Myrtales; Myrtaceae. The coding region runs from base 937 to 1449 and encodes 170 amino acids.